UUUGCUUCCGGGUCGCAGCUUGGGGUCGGGGGUAACUUACCUCCGCGGUGGUGCCAGCAGAAGCGAGCCGGCAGGUCUCAGCCUGGGCAGCAUGUCCCUGUUCCGGUCGGGCCUCCUGGUGCUGACGACGCCUCUGGCCUCCCUGGCCCCCCGCCUGGCCCCUAUCCUGACCUCCGCCGCCCGGCUGGUGAAUCACACCCUCUAUGUCCACCUGCAGCCGGGCAUGAGCCUGGAGGGUCCAGCCCAGCCGCAGUCCAGCCCCGUGCCGGCCACUUUUGAGAUCCUGGAUUUCAUCUCGCACUUCUAUGCCGGCGCCGAGGUCCACAGGCACCUGGACGUCAGAAUCCUGCUGACCAAUAUUCAACCCAAGAGCAAUUAUCACCCUGCCCUGCCCGAUUCCGUCCAGAACUUGGCCCAUCCGCCAGAAGUGGUGCUCACCGACUUCCAGACCCUGGACGGAAGCCAGUACAACCCGGUCAAGCAACAGCUGGAGCGUUAUGCCACCAGCUGCUACAGCUGUUGUCCACAGCUGGCCUCCGUGCUGCUGUAUCCUGACUAUGAGCAAUUAGAGCCGCCUGUGGCCGCCCCGGAGGUCCCCUUGCCCUCCACCGUCAGGCCAUGCUCCCCAGUAGCCAGGUCUCCAAAGCAGCCUGUGCGGGGCUACCAGCGUGGGGCUGUGGGCGGCACCUUUGACCGCUUGCACAAUGCCCACAAGGUGUUGCUCAGUGUUUCGUGCAUCCUGGCCCAGGAGCAGCUUGUGGUGGGAGUAGCCGACAAAGACCUCUUGAAAAGCAAGGUGCUCCCUGAGCUGCUCCAGCCCUACGCAGAGCGCGUGGAACAUCUGAGUGAGUUCCUGGUGGACAUCAAGCCCUCCUUGGUCUUUGAUAUCAUGCCCCUGCUGGACCCCUAUGGGCCCACUGGCACUGACCCCUCCUUGGAGUUCCUGGUGGUCAGCGAGGAGACCCACCGUGGGGGGAUGGCCAUCAACCGCUUCCGCCUUGAGAAUGGCCUGGAGGAACUUUCCUUGUACCAGAUCAAGCUGUUGAAGGACCAGAGCCCACAGGAAAAUGAAGAGGACAAAGUCAGUUCCUCCAGCCUCCGCCAGCGAAUCCUCGGAGAGCUGCUUCGGCCUCCAAAUAAGAGGCCUGAGCUCCCCCCAUCUCUGUAUGUGAUUGGACUGACAGGCUUCAGUGGUUCGGGGAAGAGCUCCAUAGCUAAGAAGCUGAAGGCCUUGGGCGCUUUUGUUAUCGACAGUGACCAGCUGGGCCAUCAGGCCUACACCCCAAGCGGUCCUGCCUACCAGGCUGUUGUGCAAGCCUUUGGGACAGAGAUUCUUAAUAAAGAUGGUGUCAUCAACAGGAAGGUCCUGGGCAGCUGCGUGUUUGGGAACAAGAAACAGAUGAAGCUUCUCAGGGACAUUAUGUGGCCUGUUAUUGCAAAGAUGACUAGAGAGAAGAUGGAUGAAGCCGUGGCUGAGGGGAAGAAUGUGUGCGUGAUUGAUGCUGCCGUAUUGCUUGAGGCCGGCUGGCAGAAUAUGGUACACGAGGUGUGGACCGUGAUCAUCCCUCAGACGGAGGCUGUCCGCCGCAUCAUAGACAGAGAUGGCCUGACUGAGGCUGCAGCACUGAGCCGCCUACAGAGUCAGAUGUCUGGGCAGCAGCUUGUGGACCAGAGUCACGUGGUGUUGAGCACCUUGUGGGAGCCUCAGUUCACUCAGAAACAGGUGGAGAAAGCCUGGGACCUCCUGCAGAAGCGCAUCUCCAAGACACUGUAGGCCAUAACUAUCCCUGGACUUCCCUGCAGGGUCAGAUUGACCCAUGGAGGCAUCACAACAAGCAGUAGUAAGGCAGUAUUGGCCUUGGCACUCUGAUCUCAGUCGGGCAGGGCUCAACUGUUGGAUCUGGAAGCCCACCCAGCCUGCUGGCAUUUGGUAACACUAAGGAGAGAGGAGAGUUUAUGGAAGAGCAGGACCCUGCAUUCUAGCCACAUUUGCUGGGGUGCCUGCCAACUGGGACCAGGACAAAUGCUGGAACUUGUAAUGGAAUUAAAGAUCA
This is a messenger RNA of Suncus etruscus (white-toothed pygmy shrew), 2054 nucleotides long. It is a transcript of the gene COASY, whose product is annotated as Coenzyme A synthase. Gene Ontology annotation, biological process: coenzyme A biosynthetic process. Lineage: Eukaryota; Metazoa; Chordata; Mammalia; Eulipotyphla; Soricidae. Bases 92 to 1774 code for a protein of 560 amino acids. Gene Ontology annotation, molecular function: ATP binding; dephospho-CoA kinase activity. The transcript has 10 exons. The record is from RefSeq and is a predicted model, not a curated record.